CCAUCUUCCUCAGUACGCUUCACAAUUGAGAAGAGACACUCUUCACUGUUCAUAUAACGUCCCCAUUGUUGAAUUCGAGAGUGCCAAUUUUAAACCGAGACUGAUGAUUGAGAAGAAACUGUCGAAGAUGAAGAUGAGAACCAAAUCGAUUCCGGUUAGGUCUUCGCGCAAAUCCCUCGAUUCGCUUCUGGAUGAUGAAGCUAAUGAAAACACACAAUGUGAUGAAAGAGAUGUGCCACACAAGAAGCGUCGUUGUCUUGGGACUAGUGAGACUACUGAUAGAGGAGGAUCUGUAGAGCCGCUGCUGGACUUGGAUGCUUGUAUUGUAUGUGAAGUUUCAGACGAGCGGGUAUCUCGUUGUUGCGGGGUUGACUGUCUUCUUUCGUUUCACGGCGAGUGUUUGUAUGCUGAUUUGGGUAGUACUAGUAGUAGUAGUAGUAGUAGUAGUGAGGAUGUUUCGAAUCCAUUUUGUCCUUAUUGCUGGCUCAAGAUUGUUGCACUGAAAUCCAAAACAUUGAGAGAAAAGACCGUUGAGGCGGAAAAGGCGGUCUGCAAGUAUCUAGAUAAAGAGAUGAAAAGCAGGGAUGAGGAUAUAACCUUAUCUGGUGAUGAAAUUGGAAACCAAGAGCAGAGUACAGACAUUGUAAGUGAUCAUGAGUUACAAGGAGAGAAGGAUGGCUGUUCAUCAAAACCAGAUGCGGAUCAAGGGAAAGUGGGUACUGGUAAAGUGAUUGACGAAGUUGGAGCAUCAGAGAAGGUAGCUACAGAAAAAUUUCAAGACGCUGAAGAUGAUGAAACAGCUAAAGAUCAAGGUACAAGAAUCCUGAAUACAGGUGCAGGGAAAAAGAGAGAGGUUUCUUCGUUUUUGUCUAUGCAAGAAUCGUUUUCAGCAAAAGAACAGGACCAGGUCCAGCAGAAUGAGAAGCGAAGAAGGAGAGGAUUGAAAAUUAUCGAUAGUGACAUCUCAUCAAAGGGAUCAAGUAACGAACGAAAUGGAGAAGAUGUAACUGAGCAGGUAACUUCAUCGGUUCAAGUAACCUCCCCGUCAGGGAGAAUGAGGAACCAGCAGGCAACAACCAAAGUUGUGGCUAAGUCAAAGACAGUGAGGGACAUUUCUUUCUUUAAGAUGGAUCAAAGAAGGAGGCUACUUUGGACGUACGAAGAAGAAGAGAUGCUAAAGGUGGGAGUGGAGAAAUUUGCAGCAGAAGCAAACAAGAACAUGCCAUGGAGGAAAAUUCUGGAAAUGGGAGAGAAGGUGUUCCACGAAACACGUACUCCAGCUGAUCUCAAGGACAAAUGGAGGAGCAUGGUCAAGAUUAUGAACAAAAACGAACAAGGCAGCACACUAACCCCUACUGCUAUGUAAUCAAUAGUUAGUGUGACUUAUUUUGGAGAUGAAGCCAGACUUGGUGAACUAAUGUGGGAGUUGAUCUGUGUAAUAGACAAAAGUUCCUCCUUUACAAGAACUGACUUCUACUUUUUGUGUAUCUUCGACAUCUUUAGAUUUUCAGUAUAGAUAAUAUAUGGCUC
Messenger RNA from Arabidopsis thaliana (thale cress), 1530 nucleotides. It is a transcript of the gene TRFL10, whose product is annotated as TRF-like 10. Bases 104 to 1366 code for a protein of 420 amino acids. The transcript has 4 exons. NCBI's taxonomy places the organism in Eukaryota, Viridiplantae, Streptophyta, Magnoliopsida, Brassicales, Brassicaceae. The record is from RefSeq and is marked reviewed.